UUGUUCUCUUUUACUACUACGGACGUUACUCGUUUUAUACAAAAACAUUAAGAAAACAGUCAAAUAUCACACCGGAAGUGACGUAUCCUUCGCGCAUGCGUGGACUGACUCGAGAGAGGACGCUUCUUUGGAGGCAAAACAACCUCUAAUUUCAUAUUUGAAACAAUGGAAGGGACAAAAGAAAGCUUAGCGUUCAAAAGUGUGGCUGAGAGGCUGACACUCGGCAUUACUCGAAUCCUUGAGAACAUGCCCGGUGUCGUCGAGGUGCGUCUCGCAGAAAGGGAGCCCGCCGAGAAAAGGAGCCUGUUGUCAUGGGAACAGAAAAACAAUUGCAUUUUACCAGAGGACCUGCGAGAUUUUUAUCUCACCACAGAUGGCUUCACACUAACCUGGAACGUGAAACUGGACAAUGAGUGUGUUCCCUUAGGGUGCAUGACAGUGCACAGUGUCGGCAGGUUACGGCCUCUUCACCAGCCCACGCUGCUUUUCUCUCUCCCAAACGCACCUUCGCUGGCGGACCUGGACUGGGAGGAGAGCAGCUCAGAAUGUGUGUUGCCGAAUGCUCCUCGUCCUCCUCAUUUUGAUUCUCGGAGCUGCAUCUUCGAGUUGGAUUCAUGUGGUGGAAAUGGCAAGGUGUGCUUGGUGUACAAAAACUCCACCCCAGGUGUGGUAGCGCAGCAGAGUGAGAUUUGGUUCCUCGACCGUUCUCUAUGCUGGCAUUUCCUGACAGCCACCUUCUCCUCCUACUACCGCCUCAUGAUCACGCACCUGGGCCUGCCCGAGUGGCAGUAUUCUUAUACACCUUAUGGUCCCAGCCCCCAGGCCAAGCAGUGGGCAUCGCUGUACCAGCCGCUGAUCUACAGAAAUGAGCUCAGCUUGCCUGACUCUUUUGGAGACUCCCACCUCAACAAGCUGGAUCCCUUGAAGGCCUUCAAAGCCAAAGCCAAGGUGCCCACCCCAAAAAAGAAGCCAUCAGCACCAUCCAGCCAAGUGAGCAAUACUAAGAGCCAAGGUGGCAGCGGGAAACCUAGCAUAGCAAAGCGAUGAAAAAAAGGCGCUUUUAAAGAUGAUAAGAAUGGACACUACGGCACUGUCCUGGUUUUAAUCCAGUGUUUAAUCACUACAUACUAGUGCUGAGGCUCUUGGUCCACUCAUCAUUACAUUUUUCUACACUAGACUUAUGUUACAAAGUUUGAUGACACUGUCGCUCUAAAUAUGUCAUUUCUGAAUGCAUUACAAUAAUAUUGACCUGGAACACUGAAGAAGAUAACUGCAUGAACAAGCCAAUAUUCACUGUUAAAAAGUGAAGGUGUCGGGCAAAUGUUGAAUCAUUUUGCAUAAACAAAUAGUUUACACUGAGUUUACUGAUUGUUAAUUAGCAUUACUUACAACAUUCUCAUAGAACAGAUGCAUGAUGAUGAUUGACUUAGAAGCGAGCAUUUGACUGAACAAGCUUGAUCAGACUAAUAGGCUGAAGUAUUUUCCAAGUAGGUCCAACAUUUAGGAAAGAUACUGUAUUUGCCCGUAGACUCCUGUCUUUAUGGCAGUAUGGUGCCUAUUUCUCAAUAUGACAUCAAAUAUAUUACUGAAACCCAUGUAA
This is a messenger RNA of Nerophis lumbriciformis (worm pipefish), 1600 nucleotides long. RefSeq names its product tubulin polyglutamylase complex subunit 2 (gene tpgs2). NCBI's taxonomy places the organism in Eukaryota, Metazoa, Chordata, Actinopteri, Syngnathiformes, Syngnathidae. The record is from RefSeq and is a predicted model, not a curated record. Gene Ontology annotation, biological process: protein polyglutamylation.